Messenger RNA from Triplophysa rosa, 5939 nucleotides. RefSeq names its product piggyBac transposable element-derived protein 4-like. The record is from RefSeq and is a predicted model, not a curated record. The transcript has 2 exons. Bases 3081 to 4913 code for a protein of 610 amino acids. NCBI's taxonomy places the organism in Eukaryota, Metazoa, Chordata, Actinopteri, Cypriniformes, Nemacheilidae.
UCCUCGGGUUAGACUCAUUCGUUCAAAACGUGACAGCAUCGUAAGCUAAACCAAUGCAGUCAGAGCCGGAAAGAGAAUUGAUUAGUUCACCUCCCGAGUCUUCGGGUUUGAGUCGUUCGUUCUUUUGUCACAGGACCCAUAGAAUGUUGCGCAAUGCGCAUGCGCGACUGGACGAAUCGCUCCUCGAGACGACUCGUUCUUCCCGAGUCGCAUUAAAGAUUCGUUCAAAAUGAACGAAUCGUUCAAGAACGACCCAUCACUACAGUUGAAGGCAAGGAGUUAACGGAUGCUCCACCCAAGCUGUCUAACAUACGUCAAGUGCUUCUUUAGAUUUUAAAUAAAAUUCAUGAGGGCACACAAUUUUUAAAAAGAGAAUGACCUACAUUGAUAAACUACAAUAAAUGCUGCAAUAUUUCUUGAAAAAAUAGAAAUGAUCGAUAAUUGGCACAGCGUAUCGAUUCUCGUAUCGCACGGAGAAGGACGACGAUACAUCGCCAUAUCGAUAUAUUGUCACACCCCUAGUAUUUACUACAUUAAACUUCAGUAAAAAUCUUGAGUACUCUAGUAUAUUUCAACCUGUAUAUCAAUAUAUCAACGUGGUUACAAAGUAAUGUCACGGUGACCAAAUGAAAAUGAAACUGGUGACGUCGUCAGAACGUACUGUGUUUGCGGGGAGCUGGGUAGUAUCUCAUAAUAAUGAGUUCAACAUUCAUAUUGACUUAUAAAAUAAAUGAAAAAAUCCCCAACCCUGGUGGAAACGGGCUUCCAUAUUUACGUCAAUCGUGUCACAAACGCGCUAAAAAAAAGCUUUUGGCUUUCCAUUCAAAUGUGAUGCAAAUCUUUUCAACGUUCGCACUAACUGAAAGAAAACUAAUGUGAAAUUGGCGUGUUUCCAUUAAGUUUCUUGUGCAGACUGGCAUAAAGUUGAUUUGACGCUUGACAAUGAUAUUCAGUCAUGAAAAAAAUCAAUAGAUCCUUAGUCGAUGAGUCUAACUGUAAAAAAUGGGCGUAUUUGUAAAGUAUUUAAACGUAAAAGUCAACACAGAUGAUGUUUAUUUGUUUAAAUCGUCCUAAAUGUGUAACGCAUAUAGGCUACCCUCAAGCAGUGACCCAGAUAGCACAGGUACGUCUGUAAGAUGUAUGUUAAACAUCUGGAAAACACAUGUGUGAAAACAUCUGCUAAACGUCUUAGGAAGAGCUGUUUUACAUCCAUUCUAAAUCAUAAACAUCUUACAAGAUGUCUGACAGCAGAUGUCUCAGACGUAUUGCAGAUGAGUAAACAUGCCAAACAAUAAAAAAAGUCUUGCAGAUGUAAAUGCAACCUCAAAUAGAUGUCUCCCAGAUGUUUGUGUGCCAUCAGGGCUCCUGGGUCCUAAAGUACCCCGCAUUUCUCACAGCACACACAGACAGAUGAUUUGCUGAAUUGUGUUGUGUUUAGAUGAAAAUCUGAUGUACUGUUUAAUCUGAACUAGAAAAACUUUUUACCUCAUGACCCGACGUGCCAUGAUUAGUGUUAAUGUUAUGUAGUGUUUACGCUAGCAUUUUGUCAGAAUGUGGCGCUUGAUAACGUCACAUGCUAAUUUAUAUAUCUGUGACAUCAUCACAUAGUUUUUAACCCUCCCCAAGAUAUCUCGUCGAUUAAAGCCCCAGGUAUACUUGACUUCCCGCGUCCAUCUCACGCACAAACGCGUCCGCACCACAUGCGCAGUACAAAUGUGUAUGUGUGCUCUACCAGACCGUCAGAGGGCAGCACUGAGUCGCGUCAUUCACAGACACACUGCAAAUGAAUGAUUGAGGAAGUGUUUUCGCCAUUGCAAACAAUCCGAGCAAACAGCAAGACAACAAGAACAACAACCAAACCGUAUGAAGAAGGAUAUGCUUCUUAGCGUACUGUUCUUGGUUUCAGCGUGUUGGUUAUGUAAUGUUGGUUAUGUUAUGGCUUUUCCUCACGCCAGAGAGAGUUUGUAAUGUGCAGGGUUUGAGUUUUCCGCGCUCAAGAGAGCUUGUGAUAUGCUUAACUCGGGCUUUUCUUCGCGCCAGAGAGAGUUUAUAAUGUGCAGGGUUUGAGUUUGAGAGAGAGCUUGUGAUGCGAGCAGCUCAGGUUUUUCCUUGCAGGACCUAUGAGGGUUUAAAACCAGAGCACGAGUUGUUCCCGUUUGGCAAUCAAGUAAUAACAGCACACGCGGGCGUCAAUGACGCAUUUGGAUUAAUGAUAUUGACUUACAGCAAUAGUUUACAUUCUCUCUUUUAAAAGGUUGUGGUGGGAAGUAACAAUGUUGCUGCACUGAACUUACACUGAUAGAAUGCUAAUUGCAGUGACACACAAGCAUUUUCUAGCCACGUAAGCUUCUGUUUUUGUCCACAAAUCCAGCUUGUCAGAGAUGAAUGCGUAAAUUGCCCCACCCCUCAAUACUAUCGUGAAUCGGCGAUCCACAGGCUGGCGAUAGAACGAUCACCUGACUAGAGAAUAUCGCCCAACUUUAUGGUCUGAUAGAAUUAGCAUUCUAUCAGACCAUAAUGAUGACAAAAAUCACAUCAUGUCGGGUGCGCGUGGACACGGACAGAUGGACCAUACGUGCUCCUUAAGAAACGGCGCUUCCCCGCCAAAGACGAGUGUAGCGAGGAAGGCGGGACGAGAGCCGUGGGGCAGGAAGGCGGGGCCAGUGGCGUGAGUGAUAAUGAGUGUCAGCUGUACGCGCACCAGUCCCGCAUGCCUCACGGGGAGCUAGGGAGCAUAAGAGGACGAGCGACGGGACUGCCGAAGAGAGAGGACCGGGCCCGGAAGUUAAGAUUGUUUAUGUUCGUGUGGCCGGCAGUCGACCGUGAGGUGGCUGCCGGCCUUUUAUUUGCUGAAUUAUUGUUUGUUUAUUUUGUAUUAAAGUUUGUUAAAUGUUCGCCGGUUCCCGCCUCCUUCCUUCCCUUCUAUUGAACCUUGUUACAACGAGUUAUUACGGCAAUCCGUGUUCUAGGUGUAGUACGGUAAGGAAAACCCUAGUGCAUGCCCAGAAUGAGUAACGGGACUUCUGGUGCGAAAUGCAAAGACAAUCCACAUAAACGGAACUACGGGAGGAUCAGAGAAAAUGUUGAUCAUCUCACAGAUAAAAGUGAAGAAGUAUACAACUGAACGGGCACUGGAGGUGUUGUUGGACACUGAUAGUUCAGAUGGCGAUUCUUCGGACACUUCGUGGAGAGAUUUAAGGCACAGGUCUCCUCCGUUCCGACGUGCGAGAGAGAAGAGAGGUAGAACACAGCAACACGGCAGAGGUUGGACACAUGAAGCACAUCAACAUGGUCCUGCUGAGGACCGGACAUGGGCCGCUGUGAACCAUCCUGAACCAGCUGAAGAUCCAGAACCUGUUAGUCACGAGUGGCAUGAAAUGAACUGGCAGCCAAAAAACCUUACCUUCACUGAAAAUCCUGGGCCUGUCAGUGAUGCUGCUGCUCUUCAUUCAGUAGAACCUAAAGACUUUAUUGAACUGUUCAUUUCUGAUGUAGUGAUUCAGAACAUUGUUGAUCAGACCAACAUGUAUGCAGAUCAGUGCAUUCAGGCUACGGAUGGUUCUUCACAACAUGCUAGAAUUCAUGCAUGGAAGCCUGUCACAGGUUCAGAAAUGAAAACCUUCCUGGGGCUGUUUUUUCUCACUGGUAUCAUUUAUAAGCCCGAACUUGAUAUGUACUGGUCCACAGAUGAAAUGGUAGCUACCCCCUACUUCAGCAAGGUCAUGUCUCGCAACAGGUUUGAAAUCAUAUGGAGAUUUCUUCACUUCAAUGAUAAUACAGCAAGGCCAGCCAAUGACACUGACAGGCUGUACAAAGUCCGCCCCGUCUUAGAUUACCUUGUGUCCAAAUUUCGUGAAAUGUAUCAGCCAAACACAAACAUUUGCAUCGAUGAGGGUAUGCUUCUUUGGCGGGGCCGCCUAGCUUUCAGGGUGUACAAUCCUAAAAAACCCAUCAAAUAUGGAAUAAAAUCCUACAUCUUGUGCGAUUCUGAAACGGGGUACUGUUUCAACAUGAAGCCCUACUGUGGAGAAAGUGCUCCCCUGAAAGACACCGUUGUCUCUCUUCUUGAUCGCCUAGCAGGUCAUGGCUACAGAUUAUUUAUGGAUACUUUUUACAACUCUGUGCCACUGUGUAAGCACCUACUUGAUUUGAAAACCCAUGUCUGUGGUACAAUUAGGAAUAACAGAGGUGAACCACCAGUCAUUCGAGAUCUCAGAAAUGCUGACCUUAGGAUUGGGGAAACAGUCAUGCGUCACAGUGAAAAUGUGAUGGUCUUGGCAUGGCGACACAAACAAACAGCGAAAAUGGUCACAACAUGCCAUGAGAACAACACAGAAGAAGUUGAGUUAUGGCAGAGAGGCCACCGAGACAAAAUUGCAACGCAAAAACCAGCAUGCAUUGUGGAAUACAAUAAUGCAAUGAAGGGAGUUGACAAAUUGGAUGAAAAUAUUGGGUACUACCCCUUUGUACGGAAGUCACAGAAGUGGACAAAGAAAUUUGUCACGUAUCUGUUGCAGAUCAGUUUGUUCAAUGCUUUUGUGAUUUACAAAGCAAAAAACCCACAAGGUAAUUGUAAAAGUCUCCUCUCUUUCAUCCAGAGUGUUGUAAAAUCAUGGACCAGCCAAGAACAGGCUGGUGGUGGGGAAGAAAGAGAUGACCCUCCAGCUGAAAACACUCCUAGAGCACCAUACAACACUGACCCUAUAAAUAGGGUGAAUGAACUUUUUGCCGUCCAUGCACUUGUUCCGAUUACUUCCACUUCCAAAAAGCAACGCCCGACGAGAAGAUGCAGGGUUUGUACACGUAAGGGUUUGCGAAGUGAAACCUCGUUGUACUGCAAAGGUUGUUGCGUCCCCUUACAUUCUGGGAAUUGCUACACGGUCUACCACUCAAAGAUAAACUACAGUGCCUAAAUUUGAUUUACUGGUAUUUUUUCUCUUGUGACAUCUGAUUGUAUUUUGGUUGAAAGUGCACUUUGUUUAUAAAAAUGCAUUUUCUCAGUUUUUUGUUCAAAAUGUUGUAUUUUUGAUGAAACCUAUCUGCAUUUCAGUGGUGAUAAAACAUGAACACAUGAAGCAGAGGCUUGGUUCUUUAUUUUGAUAUAUAUUAUGUUCAAAUACUCUGUGGGCCGUAAAAUUUUGGUGAAAAUCCUCAAGAAUGCUGGCGGUGGCUGGCAACUUAAAAAAAAAAACGCUGGUGGGGGAAAAGUUGAGAUGCAACGUUAGACCUGUUUCGCUUCUACUCUCUGAAUAUUGUGGAUUUUAAUAUAGUUUAUUGCCCAAUAAAGAUGUCCUCAUUUACAUUGUCUGACCAAAUCAACCACUACAAAUGCCUUAAAACGGCUAUUUUUGUUUUAUUCUUUCCCACCGUGCAUGGGCAGCAUCUGUCUGGGUAACCAUGUGCUUACAGACGAACUGUGUUCAUGUUUAUAUAUCCAAACAGUGGAUAACGGUGGCAGGUUUUGGAAACGCAGUUUUGCCCUCUUUUAUUCACGUGUCGGUCGCGGUACGGUGAACUGAAUGUGCUGUUUCUCUCUCCCGCAGUACUGAUGACAGUUUCCAACUGAAUAAAGCUAAGGUUUAUCCGAAAAGACGCUAGCUUUGGUGUUAUGUGCUUCUUCUAAAUCUGCUAAAUCUAGUGAAAGAGAUGCUAAUUUAGCAACAUUGGCCGGACAAAUUAGGAAUGAAUGGGAAACAAUGCGUCACUUAGAAGUGUAGCCGAGGCAAAGAGGAUUUUUGGUGUGGCGACGCACCGCGGCAAAGUGAAUAUAGCGGAAACACUUUUAUUUUAUUUUACAGGUAAAUUCAAUAUUAAAUUUGAUUUACAUCAGGACUUCUUUGACAUUUCUAGAACAUUUUAACAAAACUGUGAUAAUACUGAUAGUUGCGAAAAAAAUGUUGGUCACUAUAACCGUGAUUUGAAAUGUUCAUUCCGUUUCA